AUAUAGCUUCGUUUGCUUCAAUCUAUAACCUUUCAGUGGUAUCAGAGCCUCUACUGCUCUCACGAGUCUUGAUCAUGGCCACUUCCAAUGAAUCCCCCAACUCUGCUGCAUCCAAAACCUCCCCAAACUCUACUGCAACUAUUCUCAAUCCUGGACUCUCACUAGAAAUCCAUUAUCUUUCAAUUUCGCCGCAUUCCCUGUAAAGCUAACGCUAACCAAUUAUAUGUCUUGGAGGGCUCAAUUUACUUGUUUGCUUACAGGUUAUGAACUCAAUGGCUACCUUGAUGGAAAGAACCCCUGUCCAGUUGCAACCGCACCAGAGUACAGCUUAUGGGCUCGUCAAGAUCAACUCUUGCAACAUGCUCUUAUCACCUCAGUCUCGGAGAACAUUACCCCUUAUAUUGCGGCUGCUGCCACAGCACAACAGGCAUGGGAAACAUUAGCGAGUCUUUAUGCUAAUCGCUCUCAAAGUCGGGUGAUCACUUUAAAGAAACGUCUCCAAAACAUGAGACGUGAUGGCCGGUCUGUUGCAAAUUAUUUAAGAGAUCUCAAGACUGUUGAUGAUGAAUUGGGAACCAUUGAUCGUCCACUCAACGAUGAUGAUCUUACAGUUUAUAUUCUUAAUGGCCUUGGCCUUGAGUUUCGGGAGAUUGCAGCUUCUCUCCGAGCACGGGACUCCUCUCUUUCCUUUGAUGACUUGCAUGAUAGAUUGGUUGCUCAUGAAGAAAGUCUCAAACGAGAAGAAGCUCAUCUUGAGAUCACACCGGUGACAGCUCAUUAUGCUAUUGCUUCCUUUCACUCCAAUACUGAUUCCUCUUCUUCAUUAAGUGCAGGAAACUCUCAUUCCUCUCUUGGCCGCCACCCUCCACAAGCAUUCCGUGGCAAUCAGAAUGGGCAGAACUCUUCCAAUCGUGGCAAUCAAAAUCGACGUCGCAAUUUUGGACCCAAACCCACCACUUGGCCCCCUAAUUUCGGUUGCCAGCUGUGUGGUCGUGCAGGCCACUUUGCUCGAAAUUGCUCCAGCUACCAUGUGCAAGCUCUUGGGACAAGAUAUUCUAUAGAUAACUUGGGUUACAAAUGCUUGGAUUUGAGUUCUAGAAAAUUGUUUUUCUCCCACCAUGUGGUGUUUGACGAGUCUACCUUUCCUCACAAAUCUCAGUCCACUGUCCCUAUUUUACCCUCUACCUUUUUACAUGCCAAUGAGUCAUCAUAUACCUCUACCUCUGGUCCUGAUCUUAGUAAUUCGCCAUCGUCACUUGCCUCUCCUACUGGUGCUCCCCAUGAAUUGGUGGCUCACGAGGUGCCUCUUCCUGCAGCUUCUCCUUCAUCAAUCCCAUCACCGAUUCCGGUACCACCCCACCUACCCACCCAAUCCACCUCCCCCAACCCCACAUCCUCAGCUCAUUCCACUCCUCAUCACACCUCCUUAUCCCCAGUCCAAGUCUCAAAACCUUCUGCUUCCCCUACCCAAGCCCCAAGUAGUGUGGCUCGCCCAAAUCCUCUUACCCGGUUGCACCACAUGCGCACUCGCUCCUUGAAUAAUAUUUUUAAACCCAAAAUCCUUUUCCAAGCUGUGUCCCAGUGUCCUGCACCCCUAAGUGAACCCACUUGUAUGACACAAGCUCUGAAAGAUCCCGAUUGGAGACGGGCUAUGUCUGAAGAAUUUAGUGCUCUUGUGCGUCAAGGUACGUGGGAACUUGUUCCUCCAUCUCCUGAUCAUCAUUUAAUUGGUUAUAAAUGGGUGUUUCAUUUAAAACGAGCUCCAGAUGGUCGUAUUAAGCGUUAUAAGGCUCGCUUGGUUGCCAAAGGCUUUCAUCAACGUCCGGGAUCUGACUAUUUCAACACCUUUAGUCCUGUUAUUAAACCUACUACUAUUCGUACUGUUUUAUCUAUUGCAGUGAGCCAGCAGUGGGUUAUCUGGCAAUUGGAUAUUAAUAAUGCCUUUUUACAUGAUCAUCUUGAGGAACAAUUGUUUAUGAAGCAACCAACAGGGUUUGUUGAUCCUCGUUUCCCUCAGCAUGUGUGCAAAUUGCGGAAGUCUAUAUAUGGCCUGAAGCAAGCUCCCCAAGCAUGGUUUACUGAGCUUAAAAGCUUUAUUAUCUCUCAAGGCUUCUCUCAAUCUAAGUCAAACUCGUCUCUAUUUAUUCUUCACAAAGGGUCUACUUGCAUUUAUUUUCUUGUCUAUGUUGAUGAUAUUAUAAUUACAGGAAGUGACUCUUCUGCUGUUCAGUCUCUUAUUCAGAUCAUGGGAGCUCGUUUCUCCUUAAAGGAUUUGGGGCCUCUCAAUUUUUUCCUCGGUGUUGAAGCAAUUCCCACUGCUGCUGGUCUUUUCUUAUCCCAACAUCGAUACAUUACUGAUCUUCUCCAGCAGUAUAACAUGCAUGAGGCCAAGCCUGUGCCCACCCCUCUUGCUGCUUCCACUUCGUUGCAUCUUGGUUCUGGUUCACCUCUUUCUGAUGGUUCUAUUUACCGGCGGCUUCUUGGAUCCCUACAAUAUCUUGCGCUCACUCGUCUAGAUCUCUGCUUUGCCGUGAAUAAGCUAUCUCAAUUUAUGCAUCAGCCCACUGACGCUCACUGGCAGGCGGCUAAACGUGUUCUCCGCUACUUGCAAGGGACCCGAUUUCAUGGGGUAUUGUUACGACCUCAGAGUGCUCUAUCCUUGCAUGCUUACUCCAAUGCCGACUGGGCUGGCAAUCGCUCUACCUGUGUUAGUACCACUGGUUAUUUGGUCUUCCUUGGCUCGAAUCCCAUUUCUUGGCGCGCUACCAAACAGAAGGCCGUCGCUCGGAGCUCCACAGAGGCUGAAUAUCGCGCCUUGGCAUCUGCUGCUUUUGAACUGGUUUGGAUUCACAAUCUACUAUCAGAACUUGGAGUUUCUGGUCUUGGCUCUCCUGCUCUAUUUUGUGAUAAUAUUGGUGCCACUUACUUGAGUCUCAAUCCCGUUCUUCACUCUCGGAUGAAACAUAUCGCUGUUGAUUUACACUUUGUUCGGGAUCUAGUCGAGAAGAAUGUCCUUCAUGUUUCUCACAUUUCUUCUCAUGAUCAGCUUGCUGAUGGCCUUACCAAGGCUCUGUCUACUGCUCGCUUCUCUAGUUUGCAUUCCAAGAUUGGUGUUGCUGAUGGAACCUCCAUCUUGCGGGGGCAUGUUAAGGCAACUGCAUCUCCAGCUGUUACCACGUGAUCAGCAAUCAAUGAGACCAUGAUUU
This is a messenger RNA of Rubroshorea leprosula, 3206 nucleotides long. Lineage: Eukaryota; Viridiplantae; Streptophyta; Magnoliopsida; Malvales; Dipterocarpaceae. The record is from the annotation of a GenBank genome assembly.